UGCUGCUGCUGCUGCUGCUGCCGACAGCCGAGGUGUGCCCGCGCCAAGAGGAUCUCUCGGUCUUCCGCACGCGCAAACUCGCGGGACUCGGCGUGAGAACCUAACCCGUGGGACUCAUCGGCGGGAGGAGGCUCCCGUAGGCACCGGUCACCGCGACCCCUCGGGGGGGGAGGCUCCGUUGUCCCCUGGAUCUCUCGUCUACCUGUGCUCCGAAAACGGAAACGGGCGAUCCCUCCUCCCUCCCUGGCGGGGGACCCUCCCACCCAGCGAAUGACACAUCUCGGUGGAACGAACCGAAAUCGCAAAUCGAGGAUAGCAAGAAUGUCUGUGCCACCUCCGCCACCGCCUCCGCAGGCCGGUGCUUCCGCUGGCCCGCCAGUGGGCGAUAACAGGGGCCUGUUGCUGCAGUCCAUAAGGGCGGGCAAAACUCUGAAAAAGACUGUUACCGUGGAUAAGAGCACGCCUGCUGUCGCCGGGAGAGUAAAAGGCGACUCGACGAGCUCUUCGUUAAGCAAUAGCGGUAGUAGAACUAAUAGUUGGAGUGCAAUGAGCAGCAGCAGCAGCAGCAGCGGUAGCAACAACAGCAGCAGCAGCGGCAGCAACACCAAUUCUAGCAACGGUGGGCCCAUGUCGCUAGGCGGUUUGUUCGCCGGUGGUAUGCCAAAAUUAAAACCUACGGGGCUGAGAGGCAACAUGACCGAGAAGGAGGGACAAAGUGUACAUAAUUCUAGUUUUCUUCACUCGUCACCCGGAUCGUCGCACAGCAUAAAGCGGGGCCCGCCUCCAGUUCCGCCACCAGCCGCGCAAAAACCGCAGAUAUUCAGUCAGGGGCAAAGUAGCAGCGAUUCGACGACGAGCAAUCCGGAGGUUACGCCCAGAGGAUUGGCGAAAUCACCCAUCGUGCCUAAAGCAGCGUCGUCUGCCACUCUGCAGAAGCCGUCGCCGCCGCCUAAGAAGCUGAAUCUGACGAGUAGCGCGAGCGUGGCAAGGGCGCAGAGCAUGCGACUACCGCGAUCGCCGCCGGUCCUGGUGCCGUCCACCUUGCACCAGUCGCAGGAUUGCCUGAACGAGGCUGCCACGCCGCAGCCUACGAGACCCGCGAAUCGAAUUCUCAGGCCACCCGUGACGAGACCACCGUCACCGCCCGUCUCGCGGACGAUCGUGCCUAUGACGAGACCACCGUCACCGCCGGCCUCGCGGUCGCACACGAUGCCCGUGACCGCCAUGAGGGCGGCGCCGCCGCCGCCGUCAAGGGUCACGGUCACUGCCCCGUGUAUACCGCCACCACCGCCGCCGCUUCCACAUCGGCCCGCACCCACGCAUCAGAGACUGGCACCGCCGCCGCCGCCGCCGCCGACGCCUCCUACCAGGAGUCUGUCGGUGCGCAACGGUGGUGGCCAAACCUCCGUCGACCUCGAGAUACGAUUCGCCGAGAUGUUUCACACCGCGUCGACUUUCCCAUCGCCGGAACCCUUCAGGGGCUUCUCCAAGGUUUAUAGUAGCAGAAACGCAGCAAAGCAACAAGCACCAGCUCCACCUCUUCAACCAUCAUCUACUCCUAACACCCUGCAUUCGUUAAAUACUUCGUCUGGGAGUAAACAGUGGCAACACAACGCGACCUCUUUGGCUUAUUGAAAUCUGUGCAUACUUAAAUCAUUGCCUCGUGCAUUGAUAUUGUUUAAAAACUUGUCGAUGCUGCCACAAUAAAAUAACAUGUUAAACUAAGUGAGUGUGAAAAGGUGUGAAUCGGCCAAGUAUAAAAGUUUGAAAGAGAGCGAGAUUUUCCGAAUUCGCGAACCUAGUUAUACAAUAAAAUGUUUUAGACAAUAUUUUCUGUACAGUUUAUCUUAGGAGAAAGAAUAUAUUUAAUAUAGAUUAUACUUACAUGUGUAUAUACAUACGUACGUACGUACACGCAUGUACGUGUCUAUAUAUAUACAUAUACAUGUAUAUGUAAAAGAAUCGUUAGAAACUCUAGGCCUGUUAUUAUCUAACAAAAACUUUAAAAGAGAUUGAUGUGGAAGGCCCGUUUAUUUUCCUUUUAAAAACAACAUACUCAUUUAAUCUUCUUAAUCAUUGUAUUACAUUUUCUUAUUUACUUCUGUAAAAUCAAUAAAUAUCACGCAAAAAUCAUUACUUCAGGACACUCUACGAUACAUUUUUUUACCAUUGAUAAUUAUACGUUAGACGUUAACAAAGGCCAAAAUAUAUAAAGAUGCAACUUAUUUUUCAAUACUAAUAAACGAUUGCACACACAUGCACGCACACACACACACCCACAUACAUACAUACAUAGCAGCAAUUCGUCGACUUAAGAAUAAUUGUAUUAAUAUUGUAUAAUAAAAAUCUUUAUAUACAA
Vollenhovia emeryi is the source of this 2359-nucleotide messenger RNA. RefSeq names its product WAS/WASL-interacting protein family member 1-like. NCBI's taxonomy places the organism in Eukaryota, Metazoa, Arthropoda, Insecta, Hymenoptera, Formicidae. Gene Ontology annotation, biological process: actin filament polymerization. Gene Ontology annotation, cellular component: actin filament; cytoplasm. Bases 271 to 1635 code for a protein of 454 amino acids. Gene Ontology annotation, molecular function: actin binding; microtubule binding. The transcript is spliced from 5 exons. The record is from RefSeq and is a predicted model, not a curated record.